Hevea brasiliensis (rubber tree) is the source of this 668-nucleotide messenger RNA. RefSeq lists its product as uncharacterized. The coding region runs from base 108 to 623 and encodes 171 amino acids. The record is from RefSeq and is a predicted model, not a curated record. The transcript has 4 exons. Lineage: Eukaryota; Viridiplantae; Streptophyta; Magnoliopsida; Malpighiales; Euphorbiaceae.
CAAGCGACUGAAAGCGGAGCAGUCUCGGUCCAUCUAUAAAUCCCUUAAGAAUAGAAAUCUCCCCUUCGAUUUCCUGCCCUUGUUUCCAUCUCUCUUGCCUCGCGAUCAUGGCAGAAGAAGGAGAAGAUUCCAAAUUCAAUUCUCCCCAACCUCCUCCUUUUCUGGAGGUUGCCUGCAAAAGUUUGGGUAAAAUAAGCCGCUUUGCGGCUGGUACCAGGGCAGGAUUUGCAGUGUCUUUGAUAAACAGGAAGUUAGAAGCUGGAGCCCCUCUUGUUUCGCAUAUUGAAGCAGUUAAAGAUGGGGAGGAACCCAUAAGUUUUGGGCCUGAUGCGAUUCUUGUGGAUUAUAGCAAUGGCUGGAAGUUGCAGACUGUUACUGAGUUGGAUUUUGGUGGUGUUAGAAAAGCAGAAAGCAUUCGGCUGAUUCCAACACAAGCCCCUAAUUUACAGAUUUUUGAAGGCAGACGUCCAGCAAAGAUAGUUCCUAAAUCAGGAGUCAGUUUUUUGUACAUUGCAAAGAUAUUACUUGCCUUUGUUUUGAUUUUUGUACUUGGUGCAAUUUUUACAGUGGCCCUGGAGAAUCUUCCAAGAUUGAUACUGUUAAUUAACUCGUAUACUAAUUGAUAUUCCUGAACGUAUAUAUAUGGAAAUGGGAUGUAUCAUUUUGAA